AUGUCUAAAUGGCCUCGUCACUAUCGACCAGUUAAAUCCCGCACAUAUUAUACUGCUGAGCAUCAGAAUUCCCAACCCCCUGGAUUCUUUUCGCUUCUCAAACCGCGUGGAAUUAUUCAAUCCUCGGGAAUGGAUUCACCAGACAUAUCCAUUUCUGGGAGAGUAAAGGAAACGCUCAAUCGGUCAAAUCAAUCGCAUUUAUCUAUGGGCUGGCUAAAAGCAGAACCUGCUGCUGUCACGACCUACCAAAUUUCCAAUCAAACUCAGCUGGAUCGGCAGGCUGAACUGGAGAAGGCAACGAAGGAAGUGAUAUCUGAAAACAUUUCAGUUUCAAUUUCCUCAGUAUCUACAGCCACAUAUAAGCAGCAAGUGCCAACAGAAUAUCAGGUAACCAAGGCUCCAUUCGAGACACUCUCUGACCAAAAUACGCAAAAAGAACAAGUUCACGUCUUUGGGCGAUUUGACCUUAGUCAAAAUGAUGCAGAACGUCAAGCGGACGAGGCUAUUAUGGACAAGUCAGAUGGUGGAAGUAAAACCGGUAGCAUUGGACCUGAUAACAGUGGAAAUAUUUCAUCCAAAAUGCAGCUAGUGCGCUCAGUAUCAGGUGGUGGUCUUUUACUAUACAACACUUCAUGGCCAGAGAUAGCAGCUUCAGAAAUGGAUGGUGAUAUAAAUGAAGAUGAUGAGAGUGAGAAUGAAGGUGUGGAAACCUAUGAAUAUGAGAGUGAAGCUUGGUCCGGCCAGCCCGUAGAAAAACCCUCCUUAGUGAGUUCUGGAAUGGCACGGCACGUUGGAAGUUCCGAUGCUGCGAUUGGGACUACGAUGGAAUCUGAGGGCCAAGAAACAAAACGAAACAAAGAUUCUUAUGCCUUGGCUAAAAAGCAGCACUACCAGAUGAAUACGGGCCUUCAUGAUCACGAGCCAUAUUGUAAGUAG
Messenger RNA from Protopolystoma xenopodis, 936 nucleotides. Lineage: Eukaryota; Metazoa; Platyhelminthes; Monogenea; Polystomatidea; Polystomatidae. The record is from the annotation of a GenBank genome assembly.